Messenger RNA from Diabrotica virgifera virgifera (western corn rootworm), 10095 nucleotides. RefSeq names its product activated Cdc42 kinase-like (gene Ack-like). The coding region runs from base 210 to 3227 and encodes 1005 amino acids. The record is from RefSeq and is a predicted model, not a curated record. Gene Ontology annotation, biological process: protein phosphorylation. Gene Ontology annotation, molecular function: ATP binding; protein binding; protein tyrosine kinase activity. Lineage: Eukaryota; Metazoa; Arthropoda; Insecta; Coleoptera; Chrysomelidae. The transcript has 13 exons.
AGUCAAUAAACAAAAUGGAAGUGUAAUAAGUGUUAGGCAAUCUUUUGGAAUUUAUUUGUUUAAUUUUGUUAGUAUGUUAAUAUAAAUAAAACAGUUACAAUGGAUAUACUCCCAGGUAUUCUUUAGUUUAUCUGUGAAGAAGUGCACGUUUUGAUGUUUUUAGAUCCCCCUACCUUAACUGUUGAAUGUACUUACUUAUAGAAUAGGAAAUGGAAGGGGUCCAUGCCUCAUUUAAAAAAGGCCCAGGCCUUUAUGAAUUUCUCAUAGAAGCCGAACUUCAGCAAUAUUUUAACAGUUUCAAAAAUACCCUAAAGAUUACCCAUCCUUCACAAUUAAAAUUUACAACGGAAGGAGAUCUGAUAGAAAUAGGUAUGUCAAAGCCGGAGAUGCGCAGACUUAGAAAAUAUUAUGAGAAACACUUUCCUCAUAACUAUCUUUCAAAAUUUAAGAAAUUGUUAACCCAUAGGAAACAAGAGAACGCUGUUAAUGACGCGUCUCUCCUGGGUAGUACUGAUUCUUUAACUCUUUCUAAAGCACCUAGAGUUUCUAGCAAACAUAUUAUACCUUCUUCAAGUAUCACAAUUAAUAAGGAACUGGGAAUGGGAGAAUUCGGAGUUGUUCAACAGGGAGUUUGGUGCAAUGAAGGUGAACGAAUACAGGUUGCAAUAAAAUGUUUAUCACGGGACCGAAUGCAAAGCAAUAUGGUGGAAUUUUUAAAAGAAGCUUCGAUUAUGCACAACAUAGAUCAUCCGAACAUCGUUCGAUUCUUUGGAGUAGUCUUACCUAAUAUUGAUGGUAGCCUAAUGUUAGUAACUGAAUUAGCUCCACUUCGGUCCUUAUUGGAGUGUCUUAAAGAGCCUUCAUUACGAUCUAGUUUUCCAGUUCUCACUCUCUGUGAUUUCGCUUAUCAGAUCUGCGAUGGAAUGCAGUACCUGGAAGCAAAUAGACUGAUACAUAGGGAUUUAGCAGCUCGCAACAUCCUAGUAUUUUCUAAAAACAAAGUUAAGAUAUCUGAUUUCGGCCUAAGUCGAGCUCUUGGUCAAGGCAAGGACUACUAUCAAACCAAUUUUAAUGUAAAUUUAAAAUUGCCCAUAGCAUGGUGUGCACCGGAAUGCAUAAGUUAUUUACGUUUUACUACCGCUAGCGAUGUUUGGGCAUUCGGAGUAACACUUUGGGAGAUGUUUUCGUAUGGAUUCCAACCAUGGGCUGCACUUACAGGACAACAAAUUUUGGAAGCAAUCGACGAACCAAAUUUUCAAAGACUAGAACAACCAGAUUGUUGUCCACUUGACCACUACAAUCUCAUGUUAGACUGUUGGAGGCAUGAAGCUGCAAGCAGACCCCGGUUUGCAGAUAUUGGACCUAUAUUAGCGGAUUCAAGACCUGAACAAGUACAGGCUAAGAUUUCUUCCAAUGAAGGACCUCAUAUGUUAAGUUACAGGGUAGGAGAUGUGAUAACCGUACUAGAUAAGAAAACUCAUCAACCUCUUUGGAAAGGGGCAACAGCAAGCGGUAAAACUGGACUUUUUGAUCCAAUCAACGUUGUAGCUUAUCUAGGUAGCGACCUCCCAAGUUCCUCAUUUUUACGUUCGGACAGCACAAGAUCUUCAGCUCGUAGAAAACUACGUAGUGAAAUGAUUAGUGCUCCACAGGGUGAUUUUAAACAUACGGGCCACGUCGGUUUAGACGGAGCGUAUUUUGGUGAUCUCAGUUGGAUGGAUGGCUCCAAAGGAAACUAUGGAACAGUUCCAACACAAGUUGUGGCUCCUUACCGACCUCACAAAGACUUAGAAGCUGCUCCUUUACUUGAAGGUGAUCUAGUAUCGGCUCCAGUUCCUCUUCAAGACCAUGAAUAUCACGAAAUCAGUGAUGAAGAAAAUACUAACAGUCCUAGUUUAGACUUAGGUCCAUCUUUAAUGGCUGAAAUGGAAAUGAUGUUCAGUUCCUUAGGUACUCAAAACCAUUCGUUGGAUCAUGAAGGAUCGAAUAGAAGUAAUGAAUUGCGUGAAAAAUUAAAUAGUAAACCUAGGAAACAAGCUACUGUGAAACCAAUUUCAGCACACGAUCAAAAAACUUUAGAUACCGCUAUUGCAAUAGCAAAUGAAAUAACAUCUCGAUCAAUGUCAGCUCCUGUUCCUACUACACCAGCUUCACCAACUAAAAAGAAGUUUAGUUUUAAAUUUCCAUCAGUCCAUGAUCACGAAAAGCACAACGAAAGAAGGAACUUUUCAGAAGAAGCUCUUUCGACAUCUGAUCUACAAUCCAAAGUUACGCAAGAGGCCCAUUUAGCAUAUCAAGCAUUAGUGGAAAGCCCUACCAGUGAUGUACCACCACAGUUAAUGGUAACGAAUCCAUUGAGGAUAUUAAGGUCGGGACAACCAGUAAUAAAUACUAGGACAAGAUCUAGUAGUCUGGCAAGCACUCUUCCUCCGAAAAUAAGUGGCAGUGCAAGAAAUUCUGUUCCCGAUCAUCUUAAUGGUCGAUCAGAAUUUUCUCAUGCCACCCUACCUCGACAAUCUCCGUUACAUCCAACGAUUGCAUUAACUAAACCAAUUCAUAAAGACGAAAACCCCAUCCCAUUACCACCCAGAGACAAGAACAAAGCUCUUUUGGCAGCCAAACCACGACAUACAAGAAAACAUCCACUAAUAAUACCUCCUACCAGUCUUCAAAGGACCCUCGACAAGGUCAACACAGUAUCUCCACCCCCCGCAACGAAUAUCAAUCCAUUUCAUAAUGAACCAGUGUACACUAACAACGGUAUAAUCCAUGGAAAAAAUCCCGAAUCUCAGCACUUUGAAGAACAAAUUGAAUCCAACUUAAAUGCUUUAGAUGAGAUACCUGUUGAGCUUGACGUUGUAGAUGGUGAUGAAAGUUUUGGCGGUUUAAAGGCAGAAGAAGAAAAAAUGCAUAGUCAUCAUGUUAGUUGUGAAGAUUUACUAAAGUUUGCCAAUUCUAAGCCACCUUCGAGAACAAGAGGAAACGACUCAGAUGAAGUUCGAAUUAUGUCCAAAGUAUUAGGAAAAGAUGUAACAACCGAAAAAUGUCUACAAGCUCUGGACCAAUCAGAUUGGGAUGUUAUGAAAGCGAUAAAAACACUAAAAUUGCAAAAUGUUGUCAGUGCCGAUCUAUCCAUAUGUUUCAAGGGUUUGGAACAUACCUCGUGGGAUAUUACCAAAGCUGCUCAAUGGAUUUUACAACAAGACGGUGAAGUAACUCAAGUAUAAUGGAACUUUCUUUUUUUAUAUAAUUGUUGACGAAUUAAAGUAUACUACUUGUUACUGCAACACAUAUUGAGAUACUAUAAAACAUACAUGUAUUUAAAUCCUUUAGAAUGGAUUCUAAACUUCCAACUUAGUGCACUAAACGAUUUAAAAAAAUUAGAUGAUGCGAUAGCUAUUUCCCUUAUGUCAAAAAUAUUCUUGAUUUCAUGUUUGCUUUAUUUAACUCAAUUACCUCAUUUUGAGCGUAUGCGUCAAUGCGUGCCUACUUCUAGAGAUCUAAUUUAGAGUAUUAUCUUAUAAGCUCUAUGUUUAUGUAGAUGGCAAUAACUUUAUUUAUAAGCAGUAAAGUAUAGAUCUCAUCAAAUUCCUAUAUAAAAAUGUUCAUUUGCAAUAAAUCUUUUGGUUAUUCUCCAACAGUUGUUAUUUUCUCAAUAAUCUUUGAGAAAUGAAAUUCUUUUUUCUAGGUACCGUUCUCAAAACAAAUACUGUAUACAAACACCAAUAUAAGUGAAACCUCUGAAUUUCAAUGUAAGCAUUUAUAUUGGUAAAUUAUUAUUCGAAUAUUUGAGUUUAUUAUUCAAAUCAUCCAGUAAUACUUCAUCAUUUCUGCUGUUGUUACUAAUAUUUACCUUUAAGAAUUAGAUCUCAUACAAAAUAUAUUCUUAAGAUAAUUUUACAGAAGUGGAAAACAGUCGAAAAUAUUAAGAACUCGUUUACUAUCAUUGUUUUGUAACUGCCACAAUCUAAUUUCUAGAUGAUCCAUACCCUCCUUCCACGUUUUACUGUCCUUAAAAUUGAUUUUUUUUCAUAAUACGUUAAUUUGGAGCAUUUUGCAUUUGGGUAAUUAAUUUUGUUAAAUGAUUAUUUGAUAUGAAUUUAAGUUUGGAAGGUGUACCAAUCUUAAGGUUUUAAGUAUUCGUAAUAAGUAAUUAUUUAAUAAAUUAACAUUUAAUAAUUGCACUAUAAACUGGUGCUUUGUUAACUUUAACGCUACUGAGUCAAUAAAUAACCUAUCGUUUUCCUAUAUAUUAACUCAUUAUAUGAUAAUAUUAUUAUCCAGUUUUAAGGUGUACGGCUCUCACUCCCUCUAAGAUAAAAACUUAUCAGACCCAGCUGUUUUGGUUUCUAAGAGGUUCUUCGGAAUAAUUAGGAGAGAAAAUGCCUCCGUAUUUGAAUUUCCAUGUCUUUGUAGUUGACGAUGUUUUUGUUUUAGUAGGGGAGGAAAGUAUGCUAAAUGUGCAGUCACUUGAGCGCUUUGGGGACCUAUUGGAUUGUGAAGAUUAGGUUCUAAAACCAAAAAAAGUUAAGUAAAGUUUUCCAUUUUAGUGGGGACUUUCCAUUUUUAAUUUAAUUUUUCAUUUCCAACAAUCGUUUUUCCGAUUAUAGCGCCAUGUAUCCAUAAUUCGAAAAAAUGUUUCAAAUAAAAGUUACUUAUUUUUCCGUAAGGAAUCCCCCACCCCACCUCCGUGGGGGUCGUGUUUGGUGCCAUUCGAUAGAUUUUUCAAACAUAUUGAAUAAAUGUAAUUUUCAGUUUUUCGAUCUGAUGUCCAUUUCGCGAAAUAUCGCGUGAUUCGUUAAAAUUUUAAAUUUACCCCCCCCCCCUCACCGUGGGGAGUCGUGUUUGGUAUCAUUCGAUAGAUUUUUGAAAAAUAUUGAGCACGUAUUUUUUAGUUUUUAGAUCUAUCGUUCAUUUCACGAAAUAUUCGAUGUUUUCUUGUGAAAUUUUGUGACUCACCCAUUUCCUUACGCCCCGCCCAAAUCGUCAGAUUUUUGAAAUAUACACUGAUUUGCAUGUACUUAACUUACCUGUGACGAUUUUAAGUUUUUCUAAGGAUAGAUUUUUUUUCGGUCCCCCUUAACGAACUCCCCUGUGUUUAGAGCAAAUAUAUGGAGAGGUACUUCUACAGGGUACCAGGUUUCUCUCCGUAUGAUAAUUUUACGGGCUCGAGUUACUGCAAAAAUCCCCGCUUGGGCUCCCCUACUAUUAUAUUUGACACGUAGAUUAGUUUUGUAGCUGGCCACACACUUACUGAUAUCGAAGAGGCCGAGCGACUGACAGGCGGUUAAUUGAAGCCAAAAUCACCACAUACACGCAGUUUUCGUAAAGGCGUUGGCACGCUCGGUCACAAAACUGCGUGUGUGGCGUCUCAACUGCAGUUCAUUAACUUAACUACUCAAAUAACGGCCUUCAGUCCUGGCCUGCAUGCCAUGGCCUCUUCGAUAUCCGUAAGUGAGUGGCCAUCAUCCGUAAGUGAGUAUGGGAUCUGAUCUUUAUGCGCCACUGGUUGGUCUAUGAGCACUGUUGGGAAGUAUUGAUAAUAAAGGAGUUAGUUGGUUUAUAGAAGUCCCAGGUCUUUAGCUAUCUUUUGAUGAAAGAGCUUUCCUACUGAGUUAUGCCGUUUCAGGUAAGAGGUUUAUUUUUGGUGUAUGCUUAGUUAGAAAUGAGUUAAUGAUAAUUUGUUGUUCUGAAUAAGUCUGAGCUGAUGAUUAUCCCAUGAAACCCUUAACGCAUCCUUUCUGUUGAGGCUCUAAGAUAUUGGUUAGAACACGGUGUUGGUAAAUAUUAACUUUGUGUGGUGACACCAAAGUUGGUAUUUGGUUGUAACCAAUCUAUAUCAAUGUAUACAAAGGAUGUGACCAAUUUAUACAAAGUUGGAAGGCAAGUAAUAGGGAGGUACUUGUCUAGAUCUUUGGUGUUAUUUUGAUCUUUAGAUAUUAAAUAAGUUGUUUCCUGAGUUAGGAAUGAUGGUGUUUUCUGCGGAUUAGAAAUAUAGUGAUAAAUUAAUGUUAAUAAACAGUCAUGACACUCAAAAACUUCUUUAGCCAAAAGUUUUGAACUGCGCGUAGUACAGGAGAUGUUUAGUUAUAAAGCUUCUUUAUAAUAAUUUCUUCAGUAGUGAAGGGUUAGUAAGGAGUAGUACUGUAGUAUUGGCAGUUGUACGUCGUAUCUUAAAUCCAUCCAGCAUUGAUGUUAAGAGCAUUUGGUGUGGAAAGUUGGUUUCCCAAAAACUCAUGAAUUUGGUCUUGGCUCGGGUACGAUUGAUUAGCACUUUCUGCAGUGGAAUUGAAUUUCCUAUAGGACGCCUUCUCGAUAAUACACAAAGUGUAUUAUCGCAUUUCAGGUGCUACUAAACUGAAUAAACGGAGAGUUUUUGUUUUAAUGUUGGGCUGUGCUGUUUUCUGGGUGUUGUAAAUGUCUUACAGUGCUCAUCGUUAUUUCUUCAGCUUUUUGAUUAUUUUCCCACUUACUUAACCCAUUAGCGCCCACUGUACUUAUUUAAGUACAACUGCUAUUUUGACAUGCUAGUGCCACCCACAAUAAAAUAGUUAUAAUUCUUAAUAAUUACAGGAAAUUAAAUACCCCUAAGACGACAACCGUAACAGAUUUCGUUUAAUGAUUCACGUGGUUUGUUAGUUUUGAUUUAUUGCUUAUAAAGAGAACACGUGCGUUUUUAUUUUCUGGACAUCGACUUUGAAUAUUUAUAAUAAGUGUCUCUUAUUUGCUUCUUUUUACCAUCAAACGGUUUACGUUAGUUUAUAAUAAGUUUAGUGAACGGCUUACGUGAUUAAUUUUUUAGAAUUUUAAUUAUAACGUGAUUUAUUUGUUGUUAAAAUUACGUGUACUCAUAUGAGUACAAUGGGCGUAUGGGAGUAUUUUUGAUAUUUUACAAUAUUUGUGUUAAAGAUACGAUUUUGAGAGUGUUAGUGUUCGAAAUGUCUAUGGAAAGAAAUAUGAAGGUUUACCUUCAGCUUUAGAAAAUAUUCUAACUGAUAUGCUCACUGACGAGGAAGACAUUGCGGAUGAUAACCGUAUAGAAGGAAAUUUGACACUUCCUAAAGACGUUGUAGUAGAAAUUGAAGUUCAUUGCUUUUCGAAUGAAGACAAAGACUUAGAAGAUAUGUUUUUGGAACUGUAUGGAACCUGUAGCACAAGUAAAACGAAGGUCAACUGCUGCUAAGGCCAAAGUGGAUGUUUCUCAACCUGCUUUAUAUAAAAAUUAUAAUAAGUCCAUGGGUGGUGUAGACUUACAUGAUCAGCAAGCAUACAGUUACCGUAUCGGAAUAAGAGGAAAAAUGGUGCUGUGUGCUUUUUACUAAUCAUAUAAUAUCAACAUAACUAUUGUAAAUAGUUGGAUAUUGUAUUAGCUGGCUAAAGAUCAACAAAGUAGUCUUCUUGAUUUUUAAAGAGUACUUGUAAGUCAUUAUUUUGGUUUAAUCCGAAUCAAUGUGUAUGAAAUCUACACCUUCCGGAAAUAUUCUGCUUACCGCUAGGAAAUAUGAAAGAAGACAUUUUCCAAAAAAACUUAUUAAACAAUUAAGGUGUGCUCAGAGUCACGAAAGAGCCAGAUGGAAUUGUGAAAAGUGUAAUAUAACUCUUUGUAUUGAGAGAGACUGUUUUAAAACUUUUCGAGUAAAUAUUUUGUUGUCUUACAUUAUUUAUUAAGACGCUGUAGUGCUCAGUGUACUGAUGUGAGUACAUAUCCAUAUCUAAGUAAUUCUAUUUUUUUUUUUCAAAUAUAGAUGAUUUCAAAUAUAAAUAUCAAAUAUUUAUUUGUUGUUUUGUUACAAAUAAUAAUAUUACUAAUAAAUACCUAAUGCAAAUUAUAGUAAUUCUUAAAAUGAGAUAAUGUGGGCCCAAUAUGCAAAUAUUCCAAUGUAUGGACUUUCCUAGUGGUAGUCAUAGCUCAGGUAUUCAGGUACUGGCUUACCAAGCUGAACGGCUAAUGUUUGAUCUUGGUAUUAUAGAUACCAGAAAUUUUUCAAUUUCCAAUUUAAGCCCACCGUGCUUCGGAGGGUACGUAAAUCCGGGGGUCUCGGCUACGUAAAUAGCCGUGAACACUAAAGCCUGUGUCAGAAGAUUGCACAAAUGGAAAAUGUACAAAAGCCAAUUGGCUGCAGUACGACCAGUUAAAACAACAAACGGGCUUGUACGACAUAUACCUUUUUUAAAAGAGUUUAUUUUUGGUAUCUGGUGUCCGCUUCGUGGGUUUUGUUCCGUUGAAUUCUUGUACGGAACAUUUCGCUUAACAAGCUAUCGUUACUGCCAUUAUCAGGUGGAUAUGUAGGUUGCUUGUAUGAUAAGUGCCGAGAGUUUGUAUAAGUGCUGAGCUCAGGAAUAUUUUCAUGUAUUUCAUUGGGGAUUUGAUAUACAACUGCCUAUUGGUUGUGAAUCUUGUUUGUGUCAUUCUUUUUAGACUUAGAUUAUAUUCGUUUCUUUAUCGAUGUUUUUUCACCUAAUAAUAGAAACGCAAAAUAUCCUUCAUGAACACAGUCGAUUUCAUGCUUCGCCUCAUUCGCCUAACUUGAAGGAACGCAGGCUUAUGUUCCAGAGCAACACCUUCAGCGAGUGGAGCUCUUGUUGUUGUUUGGCUCGCUUGUGAUAUUGUUGGGCUCUAGCUAAUUAUAUGGCAAGUGCCCGCCUUCUCAGCACCCUGCCACCGCAAGCUUUCACCUCCAGAGUCGGCUCCGAACAUGCCCUGGCGAUCUCCAAACAGCGACCUUAAACAUAUAUAUUUUUUCACCAUUUUAUACCUACUCUUAGGUGCCAGUUUUAAUUCCACGGCAAGCGUAUGUACUGUCCUCUAGGUAUUGGUACUAAGAAUGGCCAGAGAACAUCCCCAUUCGCAGGGGGACGCUUAAUAGAAGAACAAAACUCUCACAGGAUAGUAUUAUUAUUAUUAUCUUAAGGAUAAGUAUAUAAGAAAACCGUAAAUGAACUUUUGAUUGGUAGUUAAUAUUUUAAUCAAUGUGUUGAAAAUAGAGUAGGUAGCUGUCAAAGUUAGCAUGGCUUUUAUGUAGAGUGGAAUUAAACUUUAAAUCGGUCGUGUUUCACUGUUUUCACUUAGACUGAUUUUGAAACCGUUUUCUUGUGGUAUUUUAACAUUAUUUACUAUUUUUAUGGGAAUUAGAUAUAAUUUCAGCUAAAAAUACGUUUAUUUUGACGUUCCACAAUCGAUGGUGGUUAAAAGACGAUGUCAAAAUAAAAUUAAAAUUUAUAAACAAAGUGAUAUCUGUUUUAACUCUACGUUGACCACCACGUUGACAACCAAUGCUUUUGAGCGACUGUGCAUCUGAAAAUACUUAAAUAAGGGAUAACUUUAAUGUAAUAAAAGCGUUUUGGUAGAAUUAUGGGUUGUGGGUUAGGCCACUUAUCAUAGCGUCAUUUAUUAUAUCCAGUAAUACUUGGACGCGAUUUAGGCAAAAAAUUACAUUUAUAUAUUUUCCACACAACUCAAAACAUAUAUCGCCUGAUCUUUAAUUCCGUAGUUGAAGUCGAAAUGUCAAAUAUAAAAUAUUUUAAUGAAAGUUGUGAUUUAUUCCCAUUAAUAUAGUGCAUAAUACAAAUAGUAAAAUUUGGCAUUAUGGUAAUUUCAAUAAAAAUUGUUUAUACUGAAAAUAAAUUUAUUUAAUAUAGAUUGUCUUUGUAAUGUCAGUUUUACAACAUGUUUCUAAUGCAGACCUUGAAAGAUAGAUAUACAUAAUUGUAAAUGUAAUGAAGAUAAUAUAACUGAAAUCCCAAAAAUACACUUUCUUUAAAGUAAAUUGAAAUUUUACAAGUAAAAUUAAGGCAUAUUUCCAGUAAAAAUAGUAAAUUUACUUAUGGUAUAAGUUUAAAAUGGUAUAUGGUAUAAGUUAUGAUAUAAGUAAAAAAUACCAUAUUAUCUUGGCACGACAAUUCCAUGGAAUGGAAAUAUAUUUUUAAUGGCUCAAUAAAAUUUGACAUAGUAGAAUGGUAACUGUCAAUUGUAAAUAUUUUUAUUUUUUUAUUUCUAUUCUGUACUAGUCUUCUACAGAUGUUUUAAUGUUUUUCUUUGUAUUCUGUGAACAAAUAGGGCAUGCCUUGAAAUAAACCUAUCCAUUAAAAAAUUAA